This is a messenger RNA of Saccharomyces eubayanus, 987 nucleotides long. RefSeq names its product ribonuclease (gene NUC1). Gene Ontology annotation, biological process: apoptotic DNA fragmentation. Gene Ontology annotation, molecular function: nucleic acid binding; single-stranded DNA endonuclease activity; metal ion binding. The transcript has a single exon. The coding region runs from base 1 to 987 and encodes 328 amino acids. Gene Ontology annotation, cellular component: mitochondrial inner membrane; nucleus. NCBI's taxonomy places the organism in Eukaryota, Fungi, Ascomycota, Saccharomycetes, Saccharomycetales, Saccharomycetaceae. The record is from RefSeq and is a predicted model, not a curated record.
AUGAGUAGUAGGAUAUUAUUGUCUGGUUUGGUAGGAUUAGGUGCCGGUACGGGCUUAACAUACCUUCUUUUAAACAAACGUUCUCCAGGGCAAAUUGUUGAAACACCGUUCCCGGUCACCGAAAAGCCAAAUGGUAAGGUCCAACCUCAUUCAUUCAACAUCAAUCCUGCCGGAUUCUUCAAGUAUGGAUUUCCGGGCCCCAUUCAUGAUCUACAAAACCGCGAAGAAUUCAUUUCGUGCUACAACAGACAAACUCAAAAUCCAUAUUGGGUCUUAGAACAUAUCACUCCAGAAUCCUUAGCUGCAAGGAACGCUGACAGAAAGAACUCCUUUUUCAGAGAAGAUGAAAUCAUUCCAGAAAAAUUUAGAGGUAAAUUGAAAGACUAUUUUAGGUCAGGGUACGAUCGUGGCCAUCAAGCGCCAGCUGCUGACGCAAAAUUUUCUCAGCAAGCUAUGGAUGACACUUUUUAUUUAUCUAAUAUGUGUCCUCAAGUAGGAGCUGGCUUCAAUAGGGACUACUGGGCGCAUUUGGAGUAUUUUUGCAGGGGAUUGACCAAGAACUAUCGGAGUGUAAGAAUCGUUACGGGCCCGUUAUAUCUGCCAAAAAAAGAUCCUGUUGAGAACAAAUUUAAAGUCAGUUAUGAAGUGAUUGGCAACCCACCCAGCAUUGCUGUUCCAACGCAUUUUUUUAAAUUAAUUGUUGCCGAGUCACCAACAAACAAUCCUACUAGAGACGAUAUUGCUGUCGCUGCGUUUGUAUUACCAAACGAACCGAUAUCCAAUGAAACAAAAUUGACUGAUUUUGAAGUUCCUCUAGACGCGCUUGAAAGAAGCACUGGGCUAGAAUUUUUGCAGAAUGUACCAUUGCCAAAGAAAAAGGCGUUAUGCGAAGAAGUGAAUUGUCAAAUCGUGGUGAGAGACUUUUCGAACGCUGCGAUCAAACAAUCAAAUGGUGUGAAAUUAUUGCCUCCUCCAAAGAAGAGCUGA